AUGCCUUGCAGGUUUGGCUUUUGCGUUUUUACAGACUCUCUGGCCCUCUGUGUUCUCCUAGCCCUGAUGCCCGAGACCUCCGCCGUGCCUGUGUUUGAUGGGCGUCACCCUCGCCCUCGCCGGCUACUACAUGCUCCUGAACAACCGGCGUCAAGGCCUCCGCGCUGGUGGGCUCUGUGCUCCUACUGGCUGACCUGUUCAUCUUCGCAUGGACCGCCAUCCCGCUCACUAGAUCCCACCCUCUUCCCUUGCACGGCAGGCAAGAGAAUAAUGGCUCUGUGCCCGCGUCGACGGGUGCACUACCGGCGCCGUGAUAAGACCAACAACAGGCUGGGGAUUUCAGCAUCCCGCCCGGUUUCCGGCAUGUAUAGCAUAGACUGUGGUGGGGAUGCGACUGACAAGAUCGGCUGGUCAACUUCACAUAUACUAGAAGAGCGAAAGACAGGGAUCUGGUAA
Messenger RNA from Aspergillus brunneoviolaceus CBS 621.78, 456 nucleotides. RefSeq lists its product as uncharacterized. The transcript has a single exon. Lineage: Eukaryota; Fungi; Ascomycota; Eurotiomycetes; Eurotiales; Aspergillaceae. The coding region runs from base 1 to 456 and encodes 151 amino acids. The record is from RefSeq and is a predicted model, not a curated record.